AAGAUUAAAAAGGACACAAGUACCACGACCUGAAAGAGGACAUUUUUAGAAUUAUACUAAAAGGCAUUUUAACUAUCAAUCAGAGGGCAGAGGGCAUGCAGUAGAUUGUGCGCAACAGGCAAAGUUUGAUCAUGUUGAUAAUUUAAAGUCCUUAGAAAUGCAUGUAUCAAAUCAGAUACAGUAGGGUUAAUUAUCUACAUUCUAAGCAAAUAAUUAUUUAUUAAUUCUCCUAACUCAUACUCGAUUAACAAAGCAGGGCUAUAUUUCAUAUUUCUAUGCAUUUUUUGAUACAUAACAAUGCAAUGUGCAACAUACAGCACUAUUCAUGAUUAGUUUCAGAAAUAUGGUAUGGAUUGAUUUAAAGGUAAAUUUGGUUCAAGUAUCAAGACGGCCUGGAAUGUAACUGGAUGGGCGGUAAUGCACUUAUAAGUCUGCGAUCCGCCGUAAAGCUAGAAAAAGAAGAAGAAUGUAACUGGAUAACGUCUGAGCACGUGACAUGCGGAAGCGUCGCAGGCUCGCAGCUGAGCUCAAGCAGGUCUCAUUGGCGUGACCUGCACAAGUUAAUCUUUUUGUAAGCAACAAAAAAUGAAUUGGUAAUGAUUGUAUAUCCUUCGUUGAAAAGCUAGAAUGGACCCCAACUUACAGUACUGGCAAAGCAAUGGACAGACUGCGUCUCUGGUUCAAAAUCCUCGACCCCAGUUCUGUGUUGUCAUCCCAGGCUGAAAUUGAGCAGGCCAGGACACUUCUUCAGAAUGAGGGACAUACACAAAGAAAGGAAAAAGUGGCUAAUGCCUGGUUACUGUCUCUUUCAUCUGUCCAUCCUGAUACUGGAGGUGUAAUCUCACUAUUGUUUCGUUCUCAAGUCUUCCUACCUAUAUCUGCUCCCUUGGUUGUUGCAAGUUUACUCCCCCACAAAGGCAUUAAACCUGCAUUGUUCUGGCAAUUUUUGCUUCAGACAUACUGUGCAGGAUUCAACCAUGCUAACAGAAAUGCAACAGCAACUAAGGACAACAAAACGUCGAUGAAGCAGUCCAUUCUUAUUGUUGGAACAGUUGCCUACUCAACAUUUGCAGGGGCUCUUCCUCAGAUUAUACUCAAGCGUUUAAGUCUCAUCGGUGCCGUGGUUGAGACCUUCUCUAGAUCGUUGUUACCUAUUCCUCUCUCAGCCUGUCUAGGUGCAUUCAGUGUAAUGGUGGUGAGAAGUGAAGAGGCCGAUAAUGGAAUACGAGUGUUUGAUUCUAACGGAAAUGCUGUUGGAGUCUCGAAGGCAGCUGGUUCUAAGGCCAUAAAGGAAACGGCCCUCUCAAGAGCGGCUCUCUUUGGCACCACUGCAGCUGUUCCCACUUUACUGCUGGCUCUCCUUAAAAGGGCAAAGUUUGUCCAAAGGAACCCAAUGAUAAUCGCUCCUGUUCGGCACAUCAGUACUGCCAUUAUUUUUGGCCUGAUGAUUCCUGUGUCCUUCAGUCUUUUUCCACAGUUUGGCAAGAUAAAGAAGGAGAGUUUAGAAGAGGAUUUCCAGUCACUUGACAGUAACGGGGAACUGUUUUACCACAGAGGACUGUAACUUUACUAUUUGACACUGAAAACAAAGUGUAUUAAAGUCCAGUGCAUUUCAACAACAUUUCAAAAAGGUGGUUACUUUAAGAUUUAAAAGCAUGCUCUAUUUUCUCAAAAGGGUUUUUGAGCUACUAAUCAAUGCUGUAAUAAUACUGAAUAAUGAAAGGAAGAAGUACAACUGUAUGGUUUUGAUUUCAUAUUCAUUUAAUAGCUGCAUUUCGGGCUAAAAAGGGUUUUAAACACUGCACUGAAGUGGAUUUGGCCAAAUCAUGCUAAUAACACUGUUAGUGUCAAUAAAAUUCCUGUUGCCACUCACAUGCACAUUUUUUUAUAUUUAAUGGUCACAUAUAUAUUUAACAAAGUAUCUGAGGAAACAGCAUUUUAUGACUAUGUAAAGGAUGAAGACAGUGUUUAAGAAAUCAGAGAAGUACAGUUUGAGCAUCCUCUUUUUUUCAGAAUACAUUGCACACAUAUGAUCAGAAUAUCUUCUAUGAUCUGUUUAGGCACAAAGGAUAGCCCUUGAUACCAAGGGGUUGUCAAAUUAAUAAGAUGAAUAAACAAAAAUGUAUAAAGUAAUGCCAUAAUCAAUUCAAGCAAUCAUUAAGUGCAAUCACUGGAAUUGCAAAAUGUGGGAAUAAAGUUCUCUAACAUGG
Onychostoma macrolepis is the source of this 2210-nucleotide messenger RNA. RefSeq names its product sideroflexin 4 (gene sfxn4). The transcript is spliced from 14 exons. Lineage: Eukaryota; Metazoa; Chordata; Actinopteri; Cypriniformes; Cyprinidae. Gene Ontology annotation, cellular component: mitochondrial inner membrane. Gene Ontology annotation, molecular function: monoatomic ion transmembrane transporter activity. The record is from RefSeq and is a predicted model, not a curated record. The coding region runs from base 659 to 1564 and encodes 301 amino acids. Gene Ontology annotation, biological process: mitochondrial transmembrane transport; monoatomic ion transport.